Staurois parvus is the source of this 1050-nucleotide messenger RNA. The record is from the annotation of a GenBank genome assembly. Lineage: Eukaryota; Metazoa; Chordata; Amphibia; Anura; Ranidae.
AUGGAUGAGACAUCACUUGGUGCUGCUUUGGUGGUUUUUUAUGCUUUAAUUUUUAUUUUGGGAUUGUUAGGCAACAUGUUGGCCUUAUAUGUGUUUCUGUUCAUCCACAACAAAAGAAACUCUGUACAAAUUUACCUCCUCAAUGCGGCAAUAGCUGACCUGCUACUGAUUUUCUGCCUUCCAUUCCGAAUUAUAUAUCACAUCACCCAGGAGUGGAAACUGGGAGUUGUAUUCUGCAAAAUUAUUGGCAACUUAUUUUACAUGAACAUGUACAUUAGUAUUGUACUUUUGGGCCUCAUCAGUAUGGAUCGCUAUAUAAAAGUUAAAAAGUCACAGCGAAGACGGAAAGUUUCAAGAAGGAAAUGCAGUAUUCAGAUCUGCUGCAGCUUGUGGGUGGCAGCCAUUUUUUCUGGACUCCUCCAUAUUGCAACACAGUCAACGAAGAACCAAUCAAAUGAAAAUGUUUGCUUUCAUUAUACAAACAGGAAAGAUGCAGUUUGGCAAGCAGCAUUUAAUUACUUUAUUGUAGUGAUCUUCUGGAUAGUGUUUAUUAUGCUGAUCCUAUCAUAUGUGAAGAUAGGCAAGAACCUUCGCAAGAUUUCCAGAGAGCGUGCCUACCUACCAAAUGCUGGGAGAUAUAACAGUACAGCUUACAAAUCAUUUUUUGUCCUUUUCAUCUUUACCCUGUGCUUUGUACCUUAUCAUACCUUUAGGAUUGUAUAUAUUACAACACAGCUGCAAAAUAUUUCAUGUUAUUGGAUAGAGCGAGUUCACAAAACAAAUGAAAUCACAUUGGUGUUUUCAGCUUUCAACAGCUGCUUGGACCCGGUCAUGUAUUUCCUAUUGUCUAGCAGUGUCCGUAAAACAGUGUUUCGCUUGCUCUGUAAAGGGAGCCGGGAUAGUCAAGCAGGAGUGAAAGCAACACAUCAGACCUCCAUCAUGGAUAUACUCUACCUGACAGUGUGCCCACUGUAUACUCUCAGACUGCCACUCCUCUUAAUCAAAGAAGAAUCAUCACAAAACAAAGUGAAAAUAAGUAACAAAAAAUGA